GUCAGAUUCCAAAUUACUAACUAUAAUAACGGCAUUUUAACCAAAAAAUAUAAAGGAAGAAACUCAAAUACGUUCCCUCAUGUAUAGGAUCCUUCUCAAUGCUACUGCAUUAAAUAAAUCAUAGACAUUGGGUGUCUGACACCAAUGCCAAACGCUUCACCAGUUACACUUGCCUUGAAAUACUGGGCAAUUUACGAGCUUUUCUGAAAUUUGGUGUUUUACCUCUUCAGCAUACAGCAUACCAUGAAAAUGUAAAUGAAGGAAGAUAGCUUUUCCUCUAGUACAGGGCUUCCCCACUGGCCCUCUCAAAUGAUGAUUGUUUUGCCGGCCAAACCAGUGGUAUCACAGCUUCUGGAGUAGGGCACCUUCUUCGUUCUUCAUUGCCUCUCCCAAACCAUUUUACUUCUGCUCAUUUUUAACACUUUGUUUUAGCCUCAUAUUAUCAGUUUAUAGUAAUCAUUAGCAUUCUUUCAGUUAUCUACUGACCCCUACAUUCCCUGUUUAUUUCUUCAAGAUCGUUAUCUCCUCGUUUGUUCUCUUUCCAGUAACAUUCCUGUAGUCCUGGGAGGCGUUUAGACUUCAGGAAUUCCUGUUUGUUCAGUAUUUUCACUCAAGGACUCAAAGAGAGGGAGGAAGGACGACUUUCAGAGUCACAGUCCACAUUCCCUACCGGGCGCUCAGGGAUAGAGGAUUCGUUUCCCCAUGGGCAUUUCGGGAAGCGUAGUCAAGGAGCACCGCGGAGUAUCCACGCUUUCCCCUGAACGUUGACAUUCUGGAUGUUUUUCCCACAGCAUUCUGAGUGUAGUCCAAAGUCUCAGGUGAGUCGUGGUCCGUUUGCAGGCGGGUCCCGGGGAUUCUGGGAAAUGUAGUCUCGACGAUCAGUGGAGUCACAGCCACUUCCGCUCGGGAAGGGCUGGUGGGGGUGCGGUUGCCGCCGGGCAUUCCGCGGUAGUUUGAUCCAGUUCCGCGUUUUGCGGGCCCUUUCUAAUGUCAGAGAAUUAAUCUUGGGGCUUCUCGGGACCCGGAGGUCCGGUUAUGGGAAAAGAAUCCUUGUUGGAGAGCAGAGCCUGUCAGGUCCCCGGGCGGCGUCAGAGCUCCAGCAGGAGAGGCCCCAAGCCCUUGUCUCUGAUCUCUGCAGGACGCUGGACGAUCCGCGACGCCUUCUGACCUCGUUUUAGGAAGGCGAGGGUUGUGUCCACUUCCACGAAGGGAGGGGAAUAUUUAACUUUUCUUGAGGACAGUGACCGGGUGAGGGUAUUUCACACACAGCUUUCUCCUUCCCCAGCCUGAAAAAGGACUGAACGGAGUGACUUACACUGGCUUCUGAAAGCAAAGCUCCACCUGAUGUUCCAGGCACGAUUCUGCCUUCUCUCAAAUGGUAUAACCCAGGACUCUGCAAUUCCCAGAAACAGGAGGAAAAAUGACCACAUUCAAGGAGGGGCUGACCUUCAAGGACGUGGCUGUGGUCUUCACUGAGGAGGAGCUGGGGCUGCUGGACCCUGUCCAGAGGAAUCUGUACAGAGAUGUGAUGCUGGAGAACUUCAGGAACCUGCUCUCAGUGGGGCAUCACCCCUUCAGACAUGGUGUAUUCCUUCUGGAAGGGGAAAAAAAGCUUGAUAUGAUGAAGAAAGCAACCCAAAGAAAAGAGAAAUCAGCAGACAAGAUCCACAGUGAGAUGGAGGCAGGACCGCAUGAAGAGCCUUCCUGGGGGCAAAUCUGGAAACAGAUUGCAAGUGAUUUAGUCAAGUACGAAGACUCUAUGAUAAAUAUUUCUCAGUUCCCCAAACAAGGUGAUUUGUCCUGCCAGGUUAGGGCAGGACUAUAUACAACUCACAUGAAACAGAAGCUUUACCAAUCUAAGGAGGACAAAAAGGCCUUUGCUGAUGCCUGCAACUUCGACCUUCAUCAACAGUUAUACCCAGGAGAGAAGUCUCAUACAUGUGAUGAGUGUGGAAAAAGCUUCUGUUACAUCUCAGCUCUUCAUAUUCAUCAGAGAGUCCACAUGGGAGAGAAACGCUAUAAGUGUGAUGUGUGUGGUAAGGAAUUUAGUCAAAGCUCACAUCUGCAAACUCAUCAGAGAGUCCAUACUGUAGAGAAACCAUUCAAAUGUGUGGAAUGUGGGAAAGGCUUUAGUCGUAGAUCAACACUUACUGUGCAUUGCAAAUUACACACAGGAGAGAAACCUUACAAUUGUGAGGAAUGUGGGAGGGCCUUCAUACAUGCUUCCCAUCUUCAGGAACAUCAGAGAAUCCAUACUGGGGAGAAACCAUUCAAAUGUGAUACAUGUGGUAAGAACUUCCGUCGUAGAUCAGCACUUAAUAAUCAUUGCAUGGUCCACACAGGAGAGAAACCAUACAAAUGUGAGGACUGUGGUAAGUGUUUCACUUGUAGCUCAAACCUUCGUAUCCAUCAAAGGGUCCACACAGGAGAGAAACCUUACAAGUGUGAAGAAUGUGGUAAGUGUUUUAUUCAGCCUUCACAAUUUCAGGCCCAUCGGAGAAUACACACUGGAGAGAAACCAUAUGUAUGUAAAGUGUGUGGUAAGGGUUUCAUUUACAGUUCAAGUUUUCAGGCCCAUCAGGGAGUCCACACUGGAGAGAAGCCGUACAAAUGCAAUGAGUGUGGGAAGAGCUUCAGAAUGAAAAUUCAUUAUCAAGUACAUCUGGUGGUCCACACAGGGGAGAAACCCUAUAAAUGUGAGGUAUGUGGAAAAGCCUUCCGUCAGAGUUCAUAUCUUAAAAUCCAUCUGAAAGCACAUAGUGUACAGAAGCCUUAUAAGUGUGAGGAGUGUGGGCAGGGCUUCAAUCAGAGCUCACGACUUCAGAUUCACCAGCUGAUCCAUACCGGCGAGAAACCGUACAAAUGUGAAGAGUGUGGAAAGGGAUUCAGUCGUAGAGCAGAUCUUAAAAUUCAUUGUAGGAUCCACACAGGAGAGAAGCCAUAUAAUUGUGAGGAGUGUGGGAAGGUCUUCAGUCAGGCCUCACAUCUUCUGACCCAUCAGAGAGUUCACAGUGGGGAAAAACCAUUUAAAUGUGAAGAGUGUGGGAAGAGCUUCAGUCGGAGUGCACACCUUCAAGCCCAUCAAAAAGUCCACACUGGAGAAAAGCCAUACAAAUGUGGGGAGUGCGGAAAAGGCUUCAAAUGGAGCUUGAAUCUUGACAUGCAUCAGAGGGUGCACACUGGAGAAAAGCCAUAUACGUGUGGGGAGUGUGGGAAGCACUUCAGUCAGGCCUCAAGUCUCCAACUUCAUCAGAGUGUCCACACAGGAGAGAAACCGUACAAAUGUGAGGUGUGUGGUAAAGUCUUCAGUCGGUCUUCACAACUACAGUAUCACAGGCGAGUUCACACUGGGGAGAAACCUUACAAAUGUGCAAUAUGUGGUAAGAGCUUUAGCUGGCGAUCAAAUCUUGUAAGUCAUCACAAAAUUCAUGCUGCUGGUAUAUUCUAUGACAAUGAUGAGAGUAGUAAGAAUAUCAGAGAAUUGUCAGAGAAAGGAAGUUUGACAAGGUGA
This is a messenger RNA of Saimiri boliviensis boliviensis (Bolivian squirrel monkey), 3511 nucleotides long. The record is from RefSeq and is a predicted model, not a curated record. Lineage: Eukaryota; Metazoa; Chordata; Mammalia; Primates; Cebidae.